Molecule: messenger RNA, 2286 nt
Organism: Sphaeramia orbicularis (orbiculate cardinalfish)
Lineage: Eukaryota; Metazoa; Chordata; Actinopteri; Kurtiformes; Apogonidae
Gene: cts12
Product: cathepsin 12
Exons: 8
Coding region: 20-1069 (349 amino acids)
Biological process (GO): proteolysis
Molecular function (GO): cysteine-type peptidase activity
Source: RefSeq, a predicted model, not a curated record
ACAGAGUUGCUCUCAGAACAUGGGAACAAAACAGACUCACAUCUGUGCAGUUCAGCAGAUCAGCUUUUUGCUGAAAGCCACGCUGUUGUCUGUCCUGCUCAAACAAGUGGCAUCAGAUUCAGAUGAGCUACUGCUGUCUGAGUGGGAGAUCUGGAAGAACACCAAUGGCAUUACCUAUGAUAAAAUGGACGACAUUCAGCGGAGGGCCAUCUGGGAGGAGAACAAACAGCUGAUUGAAGACAAUAAUCAAGGGUUUUUUAGAGGGAUGAGGCCAUUUACUAUGGCCAUGAAUAAAUAUGGAGAUCUGACAAGUCAAGAAUAUCAAGUUCUGCAAGGUGCUACCAUAGACGCUCAGUUCGUGAGGAGAGGGAGGAGCGUCUCAGCCCGGAGACUGCGUAACAAUGCUAGGAAAUUAGAUGGUUGGUUUGUAGACUACAGGAAGAUGGGUUACGUCACUGAAGUCAAAGACCAGGGUUACUGUGGCUCAUGUUGGGCUUUCAGCACCACAGGAGCUAUAGAAGGACAAAUAUACAAGAGAACAGGUCAACUUAUGUCUCUGAGUGAGCAGAACCUGGUGGACUGCUCCAAACCCUUUGGCACAUAUGGCUGUAACGGUGCCUGGAUGGCGAACGCCUAUGACUAUGUGAUCAGCAACGGGCUACAGUCCACGAACACCUACCCAUACACCUCAGUGGACACCCAACCGUGUUACUACGACAGCAGACUUGCAGUUGCCCACAUCAGAGACUACAGGUUUAUUCCCAAAGGGGAUGAGCAGGCUCUGGCUGAUGCUGUGGCAACUAUUGGGCCCAUCACAGUUGCUGUUGAUGCAGAUAAUCCCAGCUUCCUGUUCUACAGCUCAGGAAUAUAUGAUGAGCCCAACUGUAACCCCAAUAAUCUUAGCCACGCUGUGCUGCUGGUUGGCUACGGCUCUGAAGGAGGACAGGACUACUGGAUCAUCAAAAACAGUUGGGGUACAGGCUGGGGAGAAGGAGGCUACAUGCGAAUGAUCAGAAACGGCAAAAACACUUGUGGAAUUGCAAGUUAUGCUUUGUACCCAAUUCUAUAAUUCUGAUAAACACUGAAGAGUUGAAUAUCAUUCGUCAUGCAGAGGACUGUCAAUAGAGCGCCUAAAAAUACCAAUAGUCAUUGCUUACACAAAGCAUGUCAUGUCAACUACUCAUUAUUUAUAAUUUCUGAUGUUUUGUACAAAUACUGACAUUAGCUGAAAACAACACAGAAUACAAAAAUGUGGCAACUACACAAACAGUGCCCUCUUAUCCUACAUUUUACUAAUAAUAAAACAUGACAAACAGUAAAAUAAUUCAAGUACAAUUAGGUAAGUUAGGACACAAGUGACAAAAAAAAGUGAAUUAAUCAUAAAUGAAAACACAAUAUUCUCAGGGAUUUUGCUAUUUCGGCCUUUUUUUGUGAGGAAUGACUAAGCUAAUAAUGAGUUAUGUGAGAGAAUGUUCCAUAAAUAUUGCUGUUUGAACAAUAUGACCGAUUUAUUUUACCACCUUGACUAUGAUCUUACAGGUAAAAGAGGCUGACUAGUAGUAGAUUGUCAAGGCCAAUGCAAUAAUAAUCGUUUAGCUAGAAAAGGCUGAUUAAUCAUCUAAUAUCACCCUCCUGUCACAUCAAGUCAAAGCCGUAAACACUUACAUAAAUAGAUGAAUAAAUGAGGAUCACUGAACAUUGAACUCCAACUUAUUAAACAAUAAUAUGCACUGUGAAAAUGUAGCUGAGAACAAUUUUUUAAUCUAUUAUAUUCCCUCAAAGUCAGUAAUUCCUGUGAAGAAACCCAAUAUUAUUCAUUCAAGACAAGAUCUAGCUCAGACAAUAGCAAAUAAAGUAGGUCGGGAUGUCUUAAUUUUGAAUUUUUAACAAAUCACGCACUGUUAGUGGAAGCUAAAUGUUCUGUUCUUUGUCUUUGGUGUUUUUGAUAAGUAACAUGUCUUUAUUAGACUGGAAAUGAACUACAUAUUGCAGAAGGAAAUGGUUGGAGGGAUGGUGGUGGUGCAGGACACUCAUCAUAAAUAAAUUCAUAUCUGAAGUUUUUGGUUUCAAUGUUUCAGGCCUCAAUCUAGAUCUUUUUAAGAUAAGGCUACAAAGCUUAAGCUUGUAUUUUCAAUGGAAAUAAUGUUUUUUUCCCCAUCUAUUUUUCACUGUAAUAUUCUUGAAUUUUUAACUACUGUAAAGACUUUUCUACUACUUCAUCUGGGAUCUUUUGAACUGAUAGACUGACUAAGCAGAAAAUAAUAAAGUGAUUUCACUUUUCAUUGU